AUGUUGAAGUUGUGGCUCGGGCUCGCCCUAACGGCUGAUUCAUCGGCGUUAUUUAGGGGAAGCAAUAGUUUUGGGAUGAGUCUAAAAAGGCCAUCGGAGCUCUAUAAACACCUAAGAGUUUCCAAGAGAUAUAUCCUGGGGAAAUCCCAUGAUGACAUAGUGACAUCGCUCCCAAAAGAUGAAGAUGCCCCCGAGCUAGAGUCACGACUUCAAUUCCAUAAGCAAUUUAUGAUAGAAGCACAAAGUAACAGAGCGGGGUUAGGAUCAAAUAGGAAAGUCCAAGAUGCGGAUAUAUUGAAGUCUUUUAUUCGGCAAGACGAGAAUGAUAAAUAUAAGAUCCAUGCAAUGAAUUUAGAAAUGCAGAACGAGUGGUUAGACAUAGGAGAUUUUUGCAUCCCAUUAGCAUUAAAAUGGCGCUCUUUAAUUUAUGAUUGGUCGCCAGCAUUGCUAAAAUUCUAUCUCAAUGCGUUCCAGGUGACUCUCCCAGAUCAGAGUAAUUUAGUAAGAUGGGGUAAAAGUACCGAAAAAACUUUCUAUAUCUGUGGAAAGGCAGUUGGAACUGCUAAGCAUCUGCUGGUAGGAUGUAGGGUACUCCUGGACAGCGGUCAAUACUCGCGUCGUCACGAUAGGGUUCUAGAAGUCGUAUGUGAAGCGGUUAGUCUUUCGGUAGCCAGAGCGCAAAAGGAAAUAACCACAAACGAACGAUCAGUAGGUUUUGUGAGAGAAGGCACUAGGGCUACAAAAUCAAACGUCAAGCCUUACUCCAUCCUUAAAGCGGCGUCGGAUUGGACUAUAAUGAUGGACACGUAUGAAAAGCAAUAUAAAAUCCCCGAGGAUAUUUGUGUGUCGGCCUCCAGACCGGAUAUAUUUUUGUUUUCGCGAAUUUUAAAGCGCGUAGUGAUGAUAGAGCUUACGGUCCCUUGGGAAACCAACAUCCCCAAAGACCAUACCAUCAAGGUCAACAAAUAUUACGAGCUCACAAACGAACUCACUCGAAAUAGGUUCGUAGUAGAUUUGUACGCGGUAGAGGUGGGAGCGAGAGGUAUAACAGCGAAAUCUCUCUACAACCUACUAAAGGACUUGGGCUUGUCCAGAACUCACAUUAAUGCAUUCUUGGAACGUAUAUCGAAGGCAGCCCUAGUAGGUUCUUUUCAAAUUUGGUUAGGUAGGGAGAGGAGCUUGGACAGUGGAGGUGAGCGUAUAACGCGCGUUAGUUAA
This is a messenger RNA of Danaus chrysippus (African queen), 1218 nucleotides long. The record is from the annotation of a GenBank genome assembly. Lineage: Eukaryota; Metazoa; Arthropoda; Insecta; Lepidoptera; Nymphalidae.